Molecule: messenger RNA, 1881 nt
Organism: Quercus lobata
Lineage: Eukaryota; Viridiplantae; Streptophyta; Magnoliopsida; Fagales; Fagaceae
Exons: 2
Coding region: 80-1804 (574 amino acids)
Source: RefSeq, a predicted model, not a curated record
ACACAGAAACCUAGUUGCUCAAAACAAUAAAAAAGAAAUUUUUUUUUUUUUGGGCUGAAACAGCAAAAAAGAAGUUGAGAUGGCCCUUUUAUUCCCAAUGAAUUUAGCAAAAUUUGCUUCUUUUCUUAUCACUUUAUUUGUUAUUUUGGUAGCAGGAGAUUGUAUUCGUGUUAUUUGUAGAAUUCCACUAUGUCCUAAAACAAGUCCGCCCUUGCCUAUUGAAACUGUUUUCCAGCUACCCUCUUCAUUACCAGUUUGGCCAUCAGGAACAGGAUUUGCAACUUCAUCUGUGAGUCUGGGAGAUUUACGAGUGUCUGAAGCAAUAGAGUUCGAGGUAGUAUGGAGGACUCGUUCAGGUGGUCCAGACAACCUUGGAGCAACAUUCUUUGAACCUUCAACAAUUGAUAUAGCACAAGGAUACGCUGUGCUAGGUUACUAUAGCCAACCCAACAACAAGCGUUUCAGUGGACGAAGUGUUGUAGCCUACGAUGACCUAAAUGGAAAUAUAAAGGCUCCAGUGGAUUACAUUUCUCUGUGGAACAGCUUGUCAUUCGAAAUCGAUCAAGAUGGAAUUGGUUUUAUCUGGUUGCCAAAAUGCCCAGAUGGUUACAAAGCCUUAGGGCAUGUUGUGACAAACUCAACUCAGAAGCCAUCCCCAGAUAAAAUUAGGUGUGUUAAAUCUGAGCUCACCGAGCAAUGUGAGCAUUACAAGUGGAUUUGGGGUGCUAAAGGUUUUAAUGUUUAUACUACAAGGCCUAGCAAUAGAGGGACCCAAGCUAUGGGAGUUCAUUUGGGUUCAUUUGUUGCCCAAGUUGGUGGGAUUAUGUCUGAUAUAGCUUGCUUGAAGAAUACCAAAUCUGAUUUAUCUGCUAUGCCUACUCUAGACCAACUUAAGCCAUUAAUUGAUGCCUACGCUCCAUGGGUAUACUUUCAUCCUGAUGAAAAAUACUUGCCUGCUACAGUGGAAUUUUUUUUUGAGAAUGGGGGACUAUUAUAUAAGAAGGGGGACGAGGCAAAUCCUGUUCCGAUUAUGCCUGACGGCUCAAACCUUCCUCAAGGUGGUUCAGAUGAUGGUGCCUAUUGGUUGGAUGUACCAGCUGACUCAGACGCCAGAGACAAGAUUGAGAGAGGAGAUUUAGCAAGUGCUAAGGUUUAUGUGCAUGUAAAGCCCAUGUUUGGUGCUACAUUCACUGACAUAGUUAUAUGGAUUUAUUAUCCAUUUAAUGGCCCUGCCACGAUAAAGUUUAAAACUUUCAAUAUUAAAUUCGAUCACUUAGGUGAACAUACUGGUGAUUGGGAGCAUGUAACCUUGAGAGUCAACAAUUUCAAUGGAGAGCUAAAGAGUAUCUAUUUCUCUGAACAUAGUGGGGGUACAUGGGUGGAUGCUACAGAUAUCGAGUUUCAAGAUCGUAACAAGGCUGCUGUGUAUGCAUCAAAGCAUGGACAUGCAUUUUAUUCAAAGCCUGGACUUGUUUUGGAUGGGAGUGAUGAAAUUGGAUUAAGGAAUGAUUGUGAAAAGGCUGAUUUGUACUUGGAUACUGGAUUUAGUUAUACACUGGUGUCAGCCGAGUAUUUGGGCACAGCAGUUGUUGAGCCACCUUGGAUCAACUAUAGUAGAAAAUGGGGUCCACGAGCUGCUAUUUAUUUUCAGGAUGAGUUUGAGAAGAUUAUGAAAAGACUACCUAAGUUUCUUAGAGGUCCUUUCAAGAGAGUUUUCUACAGAUUACCAAUUAAAAUAAUGGAGGAGGAAGGACCCACAUCGAUCAAGGUCAAGAGCAGUUGGAAUGGAGAUGAAAUUUUAUAGUCUAUAUUUGUUAUGACUUUCAUUUUUAUUUUUUUCAACAGAUUGCCAAUAAAUAAAAUAAUGGCAAGCGAUGUAAG